Molecule: messenger RNA, 1935 nt
Organism: Carassius auratus (goldfish)
Lineage: Eukaryota; Metazoa; Chordata; Actinopteri; Cypriniformes; Cyprinidae
Product: BMP/retinoic acid-inducible neural-specific protein 3-like
Exons: 5
Coding region: 745-1458 (237 amino acids)
Biological process (GO): cellular response to retinoic acid; positive regulation of neuron differentiation; negative regulation of mitotic cell cycle
Cellular component (GO): cytoplasm; neuronal cell body; dendrite
Source: RefSeq, a predicted model, not a curated record
UGAAAGACUUGGAGUAGCUCUCCUCUGCGCGAGGCUCACCGUUUUGGGGCUUGGCAGUGAGUGAUGACUACAGCAUGGGCAGCUAAAUUCUAGCUCUAGCAAUCUGGCACACACACUAAAACACAGAGAAAGAGAGAGCGAGAGAGUGGAUGUCACAAAUUAACCGUGGCAGGUGCAGUUUUUCUACUUGGAAGAAGCUGGAUAAUGCAAAUGAGUUAAAAGGAGAGAACAGCUUUUUAUGGAUUUAUCUGUUUGAUUGUAAUCUAAUGUGAUCCUACUUGUUUGGGAAGAUCACACAUUGUUCAAGAGGACCCGAAUUCCUUCUAUCCUGCUUGGACAAAAAAAAAAACAUUUCUGGGACUUUGCAUUCUAAAAGAACUGGUCUUAAAGUUCCUGCAUCCAGUUUUUAAAUCUUUAAUCGAAAAAAAAGAAACUAAUGGCUAUCAAACAUUUCAAAUGCACCUAUAAAGGGCACUCUCUUCGGAGCAUCAAUACAAUGCCUGGAUUACCCUUUUGACUGCCUUGUGAACCUGUGUGAGAUCACAGCGGAGGAGGUACAGCGGGGGGCUGAGCGGGUGGGAGCUGCAUUCCUCCACUUGAGACCGAACUGCGAAUCCAACAUCCUGACUGACGCUAGAAGACGAUCGGAUACAAACGCUGUAGGGACAGGAGUGGAACCACCCUUCACGGUCUGGGUCAGAGGGAUUGGCAGAAGAAUGCUGGCGCCAGGUGCCCAGGGGCAGGAUGGCACUGUGUUGGCAGAGAGCUACGGUUGUUAGAUGGUUCCUCUUGAUGCUCCUGUGGCACUGGGCACCUCUGGGCCCACUGAGCUGGUUUCUGGCUCUGGCUGAGCGUCUGGACCAGAAGACCUCACCGUUCUCUUCUAUCUCCGGCCGGAGCAGCGGCCAGCUGGACUGGCUCCUGUCUGAUAAAGGGCCCUUCCAUCGCUGUCCAGAAUACACCGAAUUCAAAGAACGCUUCCAACAAGGUUUCUCCACACGCUACAAAAUCUACAGGGAGUUUAGUCACUGGAAAGUGAACAGCUUGGUGACAGAGAAGAGAGACUUCUUUAAAGCCCCACUGCCUUUGGCGCCCGAGUUUUUACGGAACCUCAGGCUCCUGGGGAGAAGGCCGAGCCUUCAGCAGAUCCAUGAAAAUCUGAUCAAGAAAUAUGGCACUCAUUUCUUGGUAUCAGCCACAUUGGGAGGAGAGGAAUCACUCACGAUCUUCUUGGACAAACAGAAGCUGAGCAAAAAGUCAGAGGGCAAUGGAAACAGCUCCGUGGUCUCCCUAGAAAUCUUGCACCAGUUGGCGGCGUCGUACUUCACAGACAGAGAGAGCACCCUGCGAAGACUCCACCACCUGCAGAUCGCUACAUCUGCCAUCAAGGUGUUUGAGAUGUAUGUUUGUUGCCAUGGUAAAUCUUCAGCAAUUAAGGCCGCGAUGCCUUUUCCGUGAUGUGUCAAGUGGCUCUCGGUCUUACUCACAGCUGCUGAGUGGGUGUAGAAGUGCUGGUGACUGCAACAUCUAGAUUCCUUUAGAGGGAGCUCUGCAUGAAAUUAUGCUGCUGAACUGACACAAAUAUCAUUGACUUUCAAUCAAGAUAUGCACCUACAUGCAUUCAAUUACAGUUUUAUAUAGGAGAUAUUUUUGUUGGGGUAGGAGAUGUUUUUGCAAAUUCCCUUAAAGCAUAUUUCUCACUUGCUAAAAUAUUCUAAUACAUUUUGUAUUUAUGUACCACCUUUUUUAAUACCUAAGACUGCAUUACAGGGUAAGCAAGAAAAAAGUGAUGACAAAAUGAUCUUUUGUUAAUUUGUCUAUAAGUUUUUGCUUAGUAUUUAUAAACUACUAAUUACAUCAACGCAUUUUUACCGCAAUCGAUCCAGAGCACACUCACCAACGUUGCAAAAGCUGAUCAUGCAAUUUUCCUGAUGC